AUGCAGGUAGACAUUGGACAGUUCUUUGCCGAACAUGACAUCGUACCGGUGCUGAUCGAUCGUGCACCGGACGCGUUCGCUAAGGUGGUGUACCGCGCCAAGAAGCUGGUGGACGCCGGUAAGGAGCUGACACCGGCGGAAGUGCGGGAUGAACCGAAGGUGGAGUGGUAUGCCGAUCCGACCGCACUCUACACACUCGUGAUGAUUGAUCCGGACUCACCGAGCCGUAUGGAACCGUGGAACCGGGAGUUUGCACACUGGCUCGUUGGGAACAUUCCCGGACGGCACGUACAAAAUGGCGAGACCUUGUUCGAGUACAUUCCGGUAUUUCCCCGAUCGGGUGUAGGCUUCCAUCGGUACAUCUUUCUCGUAUUUCAGCAGCAAUCGUGGAACGACUACUCGGAAGUACCGCGUACCUCGAACAAAAAUCGUACGCCAAGGAUACGGUUCAGCACGCGAGAUUUUACCCGUCGUUACAGCCUAGGCAGUCCGGUGGCGGGAAAUUUCUUCAUCGCUCAGUACGAUGAUUUUGUGCCGGUUAUACUGGCCAGAUUUCCGACAUCGGAUGAUUACUAA
Messenger RNA from Anopheles marshallii, 576 nucleotides. RefSeq names its product protein D3-like. The record is from RefSeq and is a predicted model, not a curated record. Lineage: Eukaryota; Metazoa; Arthropoda; Insecta; Diptera; Culicidae. The transcript is spliced from 2 exons. Bases 1 to 576 code for a protein of 191 amino acids.